GCGCAGUCCGAGCAGAGCUUGACAACGGAAAACCCGAACUGCAAUAACUUGUUGAUUUAAAAUAAAAUUAGGUCGUCUUUUUUAUGGUUAAUAGCUGAAAAUGAGGCCAAUUGAAAAAUGGAAAGAGACGGUUCGUGAUCGUGUUUAUGACCUCGCCUUCAAGCCAGAUGGCAGCCAAAUUAUAAUGGCUGCAGGGCAACGUGUGCUGGUCUGCGAUGCCAAAGAUGGGACUAUUAUUCAGCCUUUAAAAGGACACAGUGAUACAGUGUACUGUGUAGCCUAUGCCAGGGAUGGUAAGAGGUUUGCCUCAGGCUCUGCAGACAAAAGCAUUAUCAUUUGGACUUCUAAACUGGAGGGUAUUUUAAGAUACACCCACAACGAUGCAAUCCAAUGUGUUGCCUACAACCCAAUCACUCACCAACUUGCUUCCUGCUCAUCUGGUGACUUUGGCCUGUGGUCCCCUGAACAAAAAUCUGUAAACAAGAAUAAAGUGAGUAGCAGAAUAACAUGCUGUGGGUGGACAAACGAUGGGCAGUACCUCGCCCUUGGCAUGAUGAAUGGUGUGGUGAGCAUACGGAACAAGAAUGGAGAGGAGAAGGUCAAGAUAGAGCGUCCAGGAGGAUCUUUAUCCCCAAUCUGGUCAAUAGCGUGGAAUCCAUCCAGGGAUGAGCACGACACACUGGCUGUGGCAGACUGGGGUCAGAAACUCUCCUUCUACCAGCUCAGUGGGAAACAGGUUUUAAAAGAGAGAACUCUAAACUACGACCCAUGUUGCAUCAGCUACUUCUCCAAGGGCGAGUACAUUGUGAUGGGUGGCUCUGACAAACAGGUGUCCCUCUAUACUAAAGAUGGCGUGCGGUUAGGAACCAUUGGAGAUCAUAAAGCAUGGGUGUGGACAUGCCGAGUUAAGCCCGACUCCAACUACGUGGUGUGUGGCUGCCAGGAUGGGACCAUCUAUUGCUACCAGCUUAACUUCACCACAGUUCACGGCCUCUACAAAGACCUCUACGCCUAUAGAGACAACAUGACCAAUGUCAUCGUGCAGGACCUCAUCACUGAACAAAACCUGAGAAUCAAGUGCCAUGAGUUGGUAAAGAAAAUUGCAAUCUACAGAAACCGCCUGGCCAUUCAGCUACCAGAGAAGAUCAACAUUUGCACGGACGACUUAUCCACCAUGGAAUACCGCAUUACUGACAAAAUCUGCAAAAAGUUUGAGUGCAACCUGCUGGUGGUCUGCUCCCAGCACGUCAUUCUCUGUCAGGAGAAAAGGCUCCAGUGCCUGUCUUUUGCUGGUGUCAAGGAAAAAGAAUGGGUGAUGGAAUCUAUGAUUCGCUACAUCAAAGUGAUUGGUGGCCCGCCAUGCAAAGAGGGUCUACUUGUAGGGUUAAAAAACGGAGCUAUCUUGAAGAUAUUUAUCGACAACCCCUUUCCAAUAACGCUGCUGAAGCUGUCGUUGUCAGUGCGCUGCCUGGACAUGAGCGCCUCCCGCAAAAAGCUGGCUGUGGUGGAUGAACGUAACACCCUCCUCGUCUAUGACAUCAAAAGCAAAGAACUACUUUUUCAGGAGCCUAAUGCUAACAGUGUUGCCUGGAACACCCAGUGUGAGGACAUGCUGUGCUUCUCUGGGAACGGCUACCUGAACAUCAAGGCGAGCAACUUUCCUGUGCACCAGCAGAAAAUGCAGGGCUUUAUGGUCGGCUACAACGGCUCGAGAAUAUUCUGUCUCCACGUCUAUUCCAUGUCUGCUGUCGAGGUGCCUCAGUCAGCACCCAUGUACCAAUACCUAGAGAAGAAGAUGUUUAAGGAAGCUUAUCAGAUCGCCUGUCUCGGUGUGACAGACAGUGAUUGGAGGGAUUUAGCCACAGAAGCUCUGGAGGGACUUGACUUUGAAACCGCCAAAAAGGCCUUUAUUAGAAUAAGAGACCUGCGCUACCUGGAGCUGAUCAGUAACAUUGAGGAGAGGAAGAAGCGGGGCGAGAACGACAACGAGCUCUUCCUGGCAGACGUCUAUGCCUUCCAGGGGAAAUUCCGCGAGGCCGCUAAGCUCUACAAACGCGCCGGCCAUGAAUCCAAAGCUCUGAGCAUGUACACCGACCUGCGCAUGUUCGAGUACGCCAAGGAGUUUGUUGGUGCUACAGACCCACAGAGCUCAAAGUUACUAAUAACGAAGCAGGCAGAUUGGGCUAAAUGCAGCAAGGAGCCACGAGCUGCAGCUGAAAUGUACCUGUCGGCAGGAGAACACGCGAAAGCUAUAGAUAUUAUUGGAGAACACGGCUGGGCAGACAUGCUGAUCGACAUCGCCCGUAAGCUAGACAAGGCUGAGCGUGAACCGCUGGCGAAAUGUGCGAUGCACUUUAAGAGGCUGAGACACCAUGGCUAUGCCUCAGAGACUUAUUCCAAGAUGGGAGACUUGAAGGCUUUGGUGCAGCUGCACGUGGAGACGAGACACUGGGAAGAGGCCUUCUCGCUGGUGGAGAAGCACCCACAGUUCAAAUAUGACGUCUUUGUGCCUUACGCCCAGUGGUUGGCUGAAAACGAUCGCUUCGAGGAGGCACAGAAAGCAUUUCACAAGGCCGGGCGUCAGAAUGAAGCAGUAAAAGUCCUGGAGCAGCUUACCCACAAUGCAGUGGUGGAGAACAGGUUCAACGACGCAGGCUACUAUUACUGGAUGCUGUCUAUGCAGUGUUUGGACAUUGCCCGAGAGAGCAAAGAACAGAAGAAGGAAAUGCUGGAGAAGUUUGAGAGCUUUCAGCAUCUUGCUGAGCUUUAUUACGUCUAUAGCUCCAUUCAACGUUACACGGAUGAACCUUUUAGUUCCCACAUGCCAGAGACAAUCUUUAGCCUCUGCAGGUUCCUGCUGAACAACCUCACCAAGGGUGUACUUCCAGGGAUUUCUAAAGUCAACACCUUGUUUGCUCUGGCCAAGGAGAGUUGCAAACUGGGAGCGUAUAAAUUGGCCAGGUAUUCCUACGAGAAGCUGCAGGAGCUUCACAUUCCCUCACGCUUACUGGAGUCCGUAGAGCUGGGCAGCCUCACAAUCCACUCCAAGCCCUUCCACGACAGUGAGGACUUUAUUGAGGACAUGAUGUGCUACCGGUGCUCCACCAACAACCCGCUUCUGAAUAGCCAGGGCAGCAUGUGCAUCAACUGCAGGCAGCCUUUCAUCUACUCCGCUUCGUCAUACGAGGUGCUGCCUCUGGUGCAGUUCUACCUCGGGGAGGGAAUCAGUGAUGAAGAAGCUCUGUCCCUCAUCGACCUGGAGGUUCCUCACACAGAAGAUUGCAAAGCACGAGGCCCCGACGUGGGCAGCGGUGACCUGGAGGCUUUGAGGAUAGACGACGGGUUGGAUCAUACAGACGACGAUCCGUUUUCAGCCAAAAUGAGCUUCGAGCAAGGGGGCUCCACCUUUGUCCCCGUCAAGGUGAGUCGUUCGGUGCUGCGCUCCAUGAGCAGAAGGGAUGUCCUGAUCAAACGCUGGCCCAAGCCGCUCAAUUGGGAAUACUUCCGCUCCUUGCUGCCGGAUGUGAGCAUCACCAUGUGCCCCAGCUGCUUCAAGAUGUUUCACAGUGAAGACUAUGAGAUCCUUUUGCUGCAGCACAACUGCUGUCCUUACUGCCGCCGACCCAUCGAUGAACCCAACUGAUCAACACUAUAUUAAAUUUAUCAAACAUUUCA
Molecule: messenger RNA, 3675 nt
Organism: Gambusia affinis (western mosquitofish)
Lineage: Eukaryota; Metazoa; Chordata; Actinopteri; Cyprinodontiformes; Poeciliidae
Gene: ift122
Product: intraflagellar transport 122 homolog (Chlamydomonas)
Exons: 29
Coding region: 101-3643 (1180 amino acids)
Biological process (GO): non-motile cilium assembly; intraciliary retrograde transport; protein localization to cilium
Cellular component (GO): non-motile cilium; intraciliary transport particle A
Molecular function (GO): protein binding
Source: RefSeq, a predicted model, not a curated record